This is a messenger RNA of Hibiscus syriacus, 5454 nucleotides long. Its product is annotated as E3 ubiquitin-protein ligase SHPRH. The record is from RefSeq and is a predicted model, not a curated record. Bases 168 to 5198 code for a protein of 1676 amino acids. Gene Ontology annotation, molecular function: ATP binding; ATP-dependent chromatin remodeler activity. Lineage: Eukaryota; Viridiplantae; Streptophyta; Magnoliopsida; Malvales; Malvaceae. The transcript has 20 exons.
UAUCGUCGAGUUACCGACUUUGGCAACUCGCACUUGGCGCGUGUUUGCAGUCUCGCAGCGGUCUCGUGUUAUUCCUUCAAACCUCACGAUGCAAAUCCCAAGCUUUUUCCUCAUAACACCUUCUUAAUGCAACCGAAUUCUACCUCAAUUCGUUUCCUGUGAGAAAAAUGGGUCGGAAAAAGCAGGUCAAUCCACGUCGAUCAGGCGCCUUAAUUAUAGACAACACUGGUAAUGUUGAACCCAAACAGGAUGUAAACCGAAACGAGGAAAAGGGAAAGGAGGGAGUAGUAGAUAUAGAGAAACCAUUCUUUGUAGAAGUUGAUAGGGCUUCUUGGCUUUCGGAUGAGCAUCUCGACCUAUCUGAGGUUCUUUUGAUUGAUUUGAAUUUGAAAGAAGGGUAUGCUGGUUAUAGAAUCAGUGAGGACUUUUAUGGGGACUCCAAGUACUCCUUAAGGUUUCGAGUUUGUAAUGUCAGUGAGUUUGUCAAUCGUAUUAAACUAGGACAUUGGCCUGUGUUAUCUUCUAGUGAUGUAUCUUUGGAAUUGAUAGAGAAGAACAUAUCUGAUGGCGCGGAGAUGGAAUCGUUGAUGUUAUCUGGGAGUUUUGACGGUCCUGAUGAAGGUAUUUCAGCUCUUGUGCACUUGGCUAGUUUGAAAUUUCUGACUUUACGGCUGUUGCCAGAGGUAACACUUUCAGAGAGCUUCAUGUCUUUGAGAGUCAGGGUGGAAAUACUAAAGAGUGUUUUUGAUGAUUGUGAGUCACUCCUGGAGAACACAAGACAACUUUGGAAAAAGAGUAUGAUUAAUGUUAUGGCUUGGCUACGUCCUGAAGUAAUGACAUCUGAGGCUAAGUAUGGAAUUAGUGAAUCAGCAGACAUGGAAGUUGAUUUGGAUCCAGCGACAGAAGAUGAUACUUCGCGAUCUGGAAAACGAAUGAGGUUUGAUGCUGCUGAGUUUUAUGAAGCCAUAAAGCCAUCAAAAGAGAAAUUGAUGCUGAAUGAUGAAAUUCCUGACUUGCUCCCUGUUUUGAGACCAUAUCAGCGGCGUGCAGCCUACUGGAUGAGACAACGAGAGAAGGGUGAUUCAAAAAUUCUGGAAGAAUGGGAAAGGAGCAUGUUGUCUUCUCCAUUGAGUAUACCUGUGGAUUUUCUUGAUACUUCUUCAAAAAUGUUCUUUAAUCCAUUUGGUGGAAAUGUUUCUCUUCAUCCAGAGCCCAUGCCUCCUUAUGUCUGUGGUGGUAUUCUAGCAGAUGAAAUGGGCUUGGGAAAGACUGUUGAACUGCUUGCUUGCAUCUUUACACACCAGAAGCCUGAAUCUGAAGGUGCUGUAUUUAAGGAUACUGUAGCUAAGGUUACAACUGAUGGGAAAACUAGUCUCAAAAGACUGAAAAGGGAGCGUGUUGAGUGCAUAUGUGGAGCUGUGAGUGAAAACCGUAAAUAUAAAGGACUAUGGGUGCAGUGUGACAUGUGUGAUGCUUGGCAACAUUCAGAAUGUGUCGGUUAUUCACCUAGAGGAAAAGCCCGGAAAGUCGGUGAAAAUGCUGAUGAACAAGGACUACAAAAGCUAAAAAGAAGGAAAGAGACAACCAACAUUGUUGUCAGAGAGGGAGAGCAUAUCUGCAAGCCAUGUUUGGAGCUACUACAAGCUACUGACUCUCCCAUUGCUACAGGUGCAACUCUUAUAGUCUGUCCAGCUCCUAUAUUAUCUCAAUGGCACACUGAGAUUAUUCGUCAUACACGUCCAGACUCGUUAAAAAUUUGUAUCUACGAAGGAGUAAGAACUCCUUCUCUUUCAAAUGCAUCUAGAGUGGAUAUCAAUGAACUUGUCAGUGCUGACAUUGUAUUAACAACAUAUGACGUACUCAAAGAGGACCUCACUCAUGACUCUGAUAGGCAUGAAGGUGAUCGGCGCUUCUUGAGAUUCCAGAAGAGGUACCCUGUUAUUCCAACUCUUCUCACUAGAAUAUUGUGGUGGAGGGUUUGUCUAGAUGAGGCGCAAAUGGUGGAGAGCAAUACUGCUGCUGCAACAGAAAUGGCCAUGAGAUUAUAUGCUAAGCAUCGCUGGUGUAUUACGGGCACUCCUAUACAACGCAAACUUGAUGACUUAUAUGGACUUUUAAGAUUCCUGAAACUAAGUCCUUUCGAUGUUUCAAGGUGGUGGGUGGAAGUUAUACGAGAUCCAUAUGAGAAAAAAGAUGGAGGUGCUAUGGAAUUCACACAUAAAUUUUUUAAACAAAUCAUGUGGCGUUCUUCAAAAUUACAUGUUGCUGAUGAGUUGCAUCUUCCCCCUCAAGAGGAAUCCGUCUCUUGGCUCACUUUCUCACCAAUUGAAGAACACUUUUAUCAAAGGCAACAUGAAACAUGUGUGAGUUAUGCCAGUGAAGUUCUUGAAAGUGUGAAAGAAGAUUUCCGGAAAAGAGAAAUGCCAGGUGGUGUUUCAUCUGGUGCAACGUUCGAUCCGUUUAUCACACAUGCAGAAGCAGCAAAGCUGCUGAACGCACUCUUGAAGCUACGUCAAGCCUGUUGUCACCCUCAAGUAGGAAGUUUUGGGCUGCGUUCUCUGCAGCAGGCCCCAAUGACUAUGGAGGAAAUAUUAAAUGUUCUUAUUAGCAAGACCAAGACAGAAGGAGAGGAAGCGCUCAGGAUGUUAGUCAGUGCUUUAAAUGGGCUUGCAGGAAUAGCUAUAAUAGAAGAGAAACUCUCUCAAGCAGUAUCAUUAUAUAAGGAAGCACUGGAUCUAACUAAAGAGCAUUCUGAGGAUUUUCGCCUGGACCCUCUGUUGAGUAUUCACAUCCAUCACAAUCUUGCUCAGAUACUACCUGUGGUUACAACCUUCUCAGAGCAACUUCCAGUAGAGAUACAAUUCUCUGAAAACUCUGAGAAAGCCUCCAUAGACCACAACAUUGAAAUAUGUGAUCAAAGUUCUGUGAAGAGGCAGAAACUCGAGGACCUUGAGGAUUCUAAAACCAGUGCUGGUAAUCUGCAUGAUAUAGCAUCUUACCUAUCAGAAAAAAGCACAAAUAAUGACCAAGAUUGUAAUGGUCAGUGCCACAUGUCAUCUGGAGCUUUAAAUGAACAAUAUUUGAGAAUAGAAUGCCAAAAUUUAAAACAGAAGUACUUAUCAGCAUUUACUACAAAGUUAUAUGCAGCUCAGCAAGAGUUCAGAAAGUCAUACAUGCAGGUUUCUAAUGCAUUGAGUGGCACUAGUAAUGAAUAUAGAGUUUGGUGGUUGGAAGCUCUUGAUAAUGCCGAGAAAGACAAGGAUUUCUCCAGUGAGUUAAUCAGAAAGAUUGAAGAGGCUAUCUCAGGAUCUCUUAAGAACCACCGCUCAUCAAGAAUGUCUUCCUGGUUUCAGAGUAUUACUGCUCUAAAGUAUCACAUCCAGACUGGUUUAGAUCUAUUGGAAUCCUUUAGGGGAAAAGUGCUUGAUAGACUUUUAGAAAUUGAUCAAACAAUGGAAAAUCCAAAAGAGGAGGAUAUUGAGCGUGUACGAUAUUGCCGUAAUUGUCAGGUUAUUGGUGAUGGGCCAAUUUGUGUUCAUUGCGAACUAGAGGAUUUGUUCCAGGAUUAUGAGGCAAGGCUUUUUCGGGUUAACAAAAAGGAUGGAGAGAUGGUUACUUCUGCUGAAGAGGCAAUAGUUCUGCAGAAGAAGAAGUCUGCACUUAAUCGAUUUUAUUGGAGCUUAUCGCAGCCAACCAAAAAUUCAACUUCAUCUAAUGUAGAUGAUAAAGAACUGAAGAGAGGUGUUCAAGAAACAAUAGUGGUCUCUAAAUCUCCAUCUCAAUUGGAAGUAGCUCUUGGAGUUAUAAAGAGCUCUUGCAAGGCUCAGUUAGGAAAAGAUGGUAUGUUGGCAGCUACAAAGCAGCUACAAAUUCUGGAGGGAAUGAGGAAGGAGUAUCGGCAUGCUAGGCUAUUAGCAAUUGCCCAAGCACAAGUUCUGAAUGCGCAUGACGAAAUCAAGAUGGCAACGACUCGAUUGCACAUAAGAGAGUUUGAAAAUGACAAAUCAAUUGAUGCUUUAAGUCCAGAUGAGUUGGCUUCAGCUAGUGUGCAAAACACUAGUGACAAAUUCCUGUCCUUGACUUUGUUAUCGAAUAUCAAAGGGAAACUUCGUUAUUUAAAGGGAUUGGUUCUAUCUCAAAAUCUGGUGCAAAUGGAGAGUUCUGAUAAUUCAACUUUAACUCAAGAUAUGUCUACCAUGUUGUCUUAUAUAGAACAGAAAAGCGCAUGUCCACUUAAAGCUAACCAGGAAGCUUGUCCUAUUUGUCAAGAAAAGCUAAGCAGUCAGAAGAUGGUAUUUCAAUGUGGACAUGUUACUUGCUGUAAAUGUUUAUUUGCUAUGACUGAACAAGGAUUAAGCCAUGGCAACAAGUGUCAGAAUAAAUGGGUAAUGUGCCCAACAUGUAGGCAGCACACAGAAGUUGGAAAUAUUGCUUUAGCUGUUGAUAGGCAAAUUUCACCUAUCCCUCACACAUUUCAAGGUGGUGACAGUUAUGAAGCAUCUUUGACUGUUCAAGGUUCCUAUGGAACAAAGAUUGAAGCUGUUACACGAAGGAUCUUGGGGAUCAAAUCUGCUGACCCAAAAGCUAAAGUCCUGGUUUUUUCAAGCUGGAAUGACGUUCUUGAUGUGUUAGAACACGCAUUCACUGCUAAUGACAUUACCUACAUCCGAAUGAAAGGAGGAAGGAAAUCACAUGUUGCCAUCAGUGAAUUUAGAGGACAAAAUAUUGGUGGAAGCGGACAGAAGAUGCGGAAGUCGGAACCAAAAUUUAUUCAGGUGCUAUUGCUCUUGGUCCAACAUGGUGCAAAUGGCCUAAAUCUUUUAGAGGCACAGCAUGUUAUUCUUGUUGAACCAUUACUAAAUCCUGCAGUUGAAGCACAAGCGAUCAGCAGGGUACAUCGAAUCGGGCAGGAUAAGAGGACACUUUUUCAUCGCUUUAUAGUUAAAAACACUGUCGAAGAGAGCAUAUAUAAACUCAACAGAAGCAGGAACUCGAGCGGCUUUGUUGGGAACACCAAGAAUCAGGACCAGCCUGUUCUGACAUUUAAAGAUGUCGAAUCCCUCUUCGCCACAGCACCAUCUACAGUACCAAAAACCAGUGAAGAUGGGACCAAAAGUGAAAGUCUGAGACACCUACCUCCUUCCAUGGCCGCUGCUAUAGCUGCUGAGAGGAGACUCAAGGAAAACCCAACCGCUUGACAUUCACGCCGGUUAAGGAUACAAAUGAAAAUCAUCUGUAGCGCAAUCUUGUAACCAGUUUCAGCAGGCUGUUGAAAUGGUUAAAUUUGUAGGCUUUCUAACCAAGGUUUAGCUUUAUCCCCCCCCCCUUUUGUUCAUUAGAUUAUUAUUUCAUCCGUUAACAUAAGGAAUAUUUGUCUUUAGGGCUCUAAUGGUAGGGAAUUAAGCUCAGCACAAUUAUGUAUGCAGAACUUAUAAAAGUAAUAAGCUUUACAAA